ACAUGCAAAGAACUAUAUUCAAAUAAGCUUUAAAACUGCACAAAGUCUUUUGGGACAUGCUGAAUACAGAAUGAUUUGGGGGCAAUUUCAGAGGGAACAUAUUAGCAUUAAGGGGAUUUUUGAAAGGCUUUAAGUAGUGAGUAGUGUGUAGUAACUGAGUUUUAAGUGUAGCUAAGCUAUAAGACAGUGUUUCUUCUCUUCGAACUUAGAUCCACUAGGGUGAAAGCAGGGUGGUGUGAAGUGGCCAGAUCAGACAGUGUAUAUAUAGCGUAAUUUUGAGCAAUAUUUAAAGAAUGACUACCUUGAGAAAUGUAUAGUGGCUAGAUCAUAGAAAGUUAACAGUUUCAUUGUAUAGCACAUUGAUUAGACUUUGCUAUAGAGAUUGUUUCUUCUAUUUGUAUUCUCAAUAUUGAGCACAGUGCCUGGCACGCAGUAAACACAUACCAAAUACAGAUUGAGGCUAAUAAAAUAAACAAGAUCGUUUAAAAGUUUAUACAAUACAGUUUAAAACCAGACUGACCUGUAGCUUUCCUUCCUCCCUUCUCCCCUUACUUCUUUCUCAGCAGAAAAGUCAUAAUAAAGACAAAAAAUGUCCUCUCUCCUUAUUCUGUUGUCUCAUCAGCGAUUUGCAAUAAAGAACAUAGUCUAAUCUCUCUAUUCCUUCUCAGCAGCGGAGUAUAUACAGACUAAGCUGCAAACAUUUUCCCCCAAUGGACACGUGUAAAAGUUUCCAAACCAAACCUACAUAAGAACUAUUUUCACAAAUGACCAACCUGACUGCUAUACAGAACAGACCAGGUGGUGAACAGACUGACACCAAUAGAGCUUUGCAUAGUAAUGGACCUUAUACAAAAAUGGGCAGAUCCGAGUGACUUUUUUUUUUUUCCAGCUGGAGAUAGGCGCAUUGAUUUCUUCUAUCGGAUCUGAAAGGGAGUCGGGGCUUGUGCACCUCCCUCUAGCUCUGACUUCUCAUGUUCCCAGGUUCAGACUCGCCUGGUCCUAAAGUCCUUCAGAUUCAGGCGGGGCCGGCCUAGGUCUCUUGCGGUGGGUCAGUCCGCAUUCAUUAUGCACUAGGGGGAGCACUGAGCUAAGCGCGGGGUAAAAGUCUUUGCCCUAGAAGAGCUCAUGGUCCAACGGAGGAAGCGACAAGCAAAGAACUACGAACGGACAAGAUAGAGACUAGGUAAAUUCGGGGUAGUCUCCGAAGGGGAGCUAGCACAGAAAUUGUCACAGAAAUUGCCGCCAUUUGUUCUCAGGGGUCUUCUGUACGGAGUUCAAGACACAGUAAAAGGCAAGGUAAAGACAGACACACAAUUGAUAACUCAGCGAACACUCCCUUCCGGGAGAGGGCGGGAUUCGCUCAAAUCACUACCUCUUAAGUGCCACAGCGCUUCGUUUUCCCUCCCUCCGUCCUCCUGUCUCUUCCCCCUACGGGACACCGUAGGGAGUGAGUGACGCCAUCACGCUCCGAGGAGAGUGACGACCCCACGCACGGCUGCACGCUGUCUCGGUAGGACGAAGUAGCUCGGUUUUUCCUUCGGCCGGGGCCAGCCGCUGGCAGCCUCAGUAUCUGUACAUCGGGCGCCUCUUGCGUAGCCUUGGUCCUCCCCUCCCCUCGGUCUACGAUGGGCCGCACGUCCAAGGACAAGCGCGAUGUCUAUUACCGGCUGGCCAAGGAGGAGGGCUGGCGGGCCCGCAGCGCUUUCAAGCUGCUGCAGCUGGACGAGGAGUUCCAGCUUUUCCGCGGCGUGAAGCGGGCUGUGGAUCUUUGCGCCGCCCCGGGGAGCUGGAGCCAGGUGCUGAGCCGCAAGCUCGGGGGCUCCGGGCAGCCGAGCUGCAUCGUGGCCGUGGACCUGCAGGCCAUGGCGCCCUUGCCCGGGGUGGUGCAGCUCCAGGGGGACAUCACCAAGGCGUCCACGGCGCAGGAGAUAAUAGGGCACUUCGAGGGACAGCCGGCUGACCUGGUGGUGUGUGAUGGUGCCCCCGAUGUGACCGGGCUGCACGACAUCGACGAGUACAUACAGGCGCAGCUCCUCCUGGCCGCUCUCAACAUCGCCAUCCACGUUCUGAAGCCCGGCGGCAGCUUCGUGGCCAAGAUCUUCCGUGGCCGCGACGUCACCCUGCUCUACUCGCAGCUGCGCCUCUUCUUCCCCGACGUGGUGUGUGCCAAGCCCAGGAGCAGCCGCAACUCGAGCAUUGAGGCCUUCGCCGUGUGCCGCGGCUUCACGCUCCCGGAGGGCUACGUGCCCAGCAUGCUGAACCCCCUGCUGGACCAUAGCUACCACGGGGAUUUCAACCAGCUCGAGGGCCCCACGCGGCUCAUCGUACCCUUCCUGGCCUGCGGGGACCUCAGUGCCUAUGACGCCGACCGCACCUACCCACUGCAGUUGGAGGGCAGCCCGGAAUACCGCUACACGCCUCCCGCACAGCCACCCAUUCGGCCGCCCUACCAAGAGGCCUGCAAACUCAAGAAGUCUGGGGGCCUGGGCCGGGGCAUGCUGCAGCCCGGGGCCCUGCUCGAUGCCCAGGAGCGGGCAGCUGCCCACCCCGAGAACGAGGGCGAGCAGGCUGUGGAAGCCCUGGGCAGCCUCUCCUUGGACCCCUAGGGAGGAGGCCUUCGCCUUCCCCUCCCUCAGAAAGGGCCUCUGGAAACACCCCUACCAAGGAGUGUAAUCCUCAGCUGAAAGCUCUUCCUUUGAUUCUUCCCAGUCAUUGCCUUGACUAAACAUAACAGAGCUUUAGUUGGGACUGAUAGAGAUGGGAUGGAUUGGGGGGAAAUAUUUAUACAUGUAUAGAGGGUGUGUGUAUGUAUACAUACACAUAUAUAUGUAUAUAUACACAUAUAUGUAUACAUAUGUAUACAUACACACGUACUUGAGAUAGAUACCUUUUGAUUUACACUUAUAAAAUAAAAUUUCCUAUUUUUCUUAGA
Molecule: messenger RNA, 2932 nt
Organism: Dromiciops gliroides (monito del monte)
Lineage: Eukaryota; Metazoa; Chordata; Mammalia; Microbiotheria; Microbiotheriidae
Gene: FTSJ1
Product: FtsJ RNA 2'-O-methyltransferase 1
Exons: 1
Coding region: 1626-2606 (326 amino acids)
Biological process (GO): cytoplasmic translation; tRNA methylation
Cellular component (GO): cytoplasm
Molecular function (GO): tRNA methyltransferase activity
Source: RefSeq, a predicted model, not a curated record